UGGGGCCUUUUGUCAUCCGCCACACCAUCACCAUCAGAUCCAUAUAAGAUGCUUCAUGUCGAGAUCUUCACACGAGGAGGUCUUUAACCUGACCGACCACUUCCAGAUCGCUCCCUUACAUUGUCCAACAUGGCUCCAGGUCAAGCUCAUCCUGCGACACUGGCACUUCAUGCCGACGACCCUCUGCAUCUGGUGACCGACGUCGCUCCCCCGAUUCAUCUUUCGACCACCUUUCGCUUCCCAGACAACCCCGAUGACCUGAUUCCGUCUGUAGACCCUGUUGACGAGUUCACCGGCAAGAACUACGUCUAUUCCCGCGAAUUCGCGCCCAAUGCAACCCGCUUCGAAUCCAUCCUGACGAGUCUGAUUGGGGGACAUGCCGUGAGCUACGCCACCGGCCUCGCGGCUCUCACCGCAGCGCUGACUCUGUUGAAUCCUCGACGCAUUGCUGUGGGACAAGGCUACCACGGCAGCCAUGAAGUCAUCGCCGUGAUCUCCCGCCUUUCGGGGCUGCAGAAACUCGAAUUAGACUGCCCUGCUGAGAGCUUGGAGAAAGGCGACGUCGUUCUUCUGGAGACGCCGAUCAACCCUUUAGGCACGGCCUUUAGCAUUGAAGCAUAUGCCAAGAAGGCGCACUCCCGCGGCGCAUACCUGAUUGUCGACAGCACAUUUGCGCCACCCGGCUUGCAGGAUCCCUUCCAGUGGGGGGCCGACCUCGUUCUGCACUCGGGAUCCAAGUAUUUUGGCGGACACAGUGACAUGCUGUGUGGUGUGCUCGCCACCAAGGACAGCAGGUGGAAGAAGCAGCUUAUCGAGGAUCGGCUGGCCGUGGGCAACGUGAUCGGAAACCUGGAGGCCUGGUUGGGGGUGAGGAGUCUACGGACUCUGGAGGUCCGCGUGCAGCGCGCAAGCCAGACCUGCGGCAAGCUGGUCUCCUGGCUGGAUCAGGCCAUGAAGUCCGCCAACCCCGCGCCCGGCAGCGAAGAGAACGUAGUGCAGUCCGUGGUGGGCACAAUAUACCAUGCGAGCCUGCAGGACGAGCCAUGGCUGCAGAAACAAAUGCCUAACGGGUUCGGCCCGGUCUUCGCGAUUGUGCUCAAUCAGGAGGAUUUUGCGCGUAGCCUGCCCAGCAAGCUGAGCUUCUUCCAGCAUGCGACCAGUCUAGGUGGUGUGGAGUCGCUGAUCGAGUGGCGCGCGCUUUCUGAUUGUCGCGUGGAUCGGAAAUUGCUGCGGAUCAGUGUUGGUCUGGAGCACUGGCAGGACCUGAAGAACGAUUUGCUGCAAGCUUUCAAGGUGUUGAUCAAUGCACAAAUCUAGCUGGAUAGUUCUUUUCUGGUGCUGUGGAGAAAAUUCACCAUUAGUCGCAUGUUCUUUGAGUUUAUAGGGUCAGGUUAGGGAUUUAAUCACUUUGUUCAUCACUGCCUUCCCUUCUGCAUUUCAAGCUCUCGUGCAAAGCGCCCGCGUAUACCAUCGGAACCAGGGCUCUUGGAGACAUGGCUGAAUCGCGAGAAAUAGGUGUAACGCCUCCAUUGAGUUUGAGAUUUUGACGGCGGCCCUGCGGCCUUGGUGGCCAGGCUGCAAACCUCGGUGGCCUCAGCUAGUUCCUCCAGGAUAGCCCGACGUAGUCAGAAUCA
This is a messenger RNA of Aspergillus fijiensis CBS 313.89, 1634 nucleotides long. RefSeq names its product putative transsulfuration enzyme family protein. Gene Ontology annotation, cellular component: cytoplasm. The coding region runs from base 130 to 1317 and encodes 395 amino acids. Lineage: Eukaryota; Fungi; Ascomycota; Eurotiomycetes; Eurotiales; Aspergillaceae. The record is from RefSeq and is a predicted model, not a curated record. Gene Ontology annotation, biological process: transsulfuration. The transcript is spliced from 2 exons. Gene Ontology annotation, molecular function: pyridoxal phosphate binding; carbon-sulfur lyase activity.